GGAGGCGGCGGGGCCGGGGCAAGAUGGAGGAGUACGCGAGGGAACCCUGCCCCUGGCGGAUCGUGGAUGACUGUGGAGGUGCCUUCACCAUGGGGGCCAUCGGAGGGGGGAUCUUCCAGGCCAUCAAGGGCUUCCGAAACUCCCCCAUGGGCGUGUCCCACCGGCUGCGGGGCAGCCUCACGGCCAUCAGGACCAGAGCACCUCAGCUCGGAGGCAGCUUUGCCGUGUGGGGGGGGCUGUUCUCCAUGAUCGACUGCAGCAUGGUCCGAGUGCGGGGCAAGGAGGAUCCCUGGAAUUCCAUCACCAGCGGAGCCCUGACCGGAGCCAUCCUGGCUGCACGGAACGGGCCCGUGGCCAUGGUGGGCUCUGCUGCCAUGGGGGGGAUCCUCCUGGCCCUCAUCGAAGGAGCUGGAAUUCUGCUGACCAGAUUUGCCUCCACCCAGUUCCCCAACGGCCCGCAGUUGUCCGAGGAUCCCUCCCAGCUCCAGCCCGCCCCGUUCAGCAACUACCAACAGUACCAGUGAGGGACAUCCCAUCCCAUCCAGGAGCUCCGGGAUGGGAUGUCCCUCUCCCCCCCCUUCCAGGAGCACCUGCAGCACUUCCCAGAGCUCAGGAGAACUUUUAGGAGAUGACAAAUCUAUUUAUUCCCGUCUGGAAUGUUCCGUGUGGGGUGGAAUUACAGGGAGGUUUGAGACGAGGA
This is a messenger RNA of Myiozetetes cayanensis, 700 nucleotides long. It is a transcript of the gene TIMM17A, whose product is annotated as translocase of inner mitochondrial membrane 17A. The record is from RefSeq and is a predicted model, not a curated record. The coding region runs from base 24 to 524 and encodes 166 amino acids. Gene Ontology annotation, molecular function: transmembrane protein transporter activity. Gene Ontology annotation, biological process: protein import into mitochondrial matrix. The transcript has 6 exons. NCBI's taxonomy places the organism in Eukaryota, Metazoa, Chordata, Aves, Passeriformes, Tyrannidae. Gene Ontology annotation, cellular component: TIM23 mitochondrial import inner membrane translocase complex; mitochondrial inner membrane.